AUGGAGAAUGCUGAGGAUGACAUAGCCGUUAUUGGGAUUGGAUGCAAUUUCCCCGGAGGUGAGGGGGUGGACAGCUUUUGGAGAGUUCUGUUGGAGGGAAAGAACUGUGUGGUGGAGAUUCCAGCUGAGAGGUUUGACACCACUUUUUGGUAUGAUGCAGAAAAUGAUAAACCUGGGAAGAUGCAGACGACCAAAGCAGCUCUAAUAGAAGGGUUUAAUGAGUUUGAUUACAAGUUUUUUGGUAUUACUGAAGUGGAGGCUGACUUCAUGGACCCUCAGCAGAAACUUCUUCUGCAGUGUACAUACAGGGCGUUAGAAGACGCAGGAAUAGCCAUGGAACGCAUCAGUGGAAGCAGAACUGGUGUCUACAUAGGGCUUAUGAACAGGGAUUACGAGAUGCUCAGAAAUAAUAGUCCUGACACAAUAACCCACUACAACGGCACUGGGACAGCCAUGAGCAUUGCAGCUAACAGAAUUUCCUUCACCUUCAAUCUGACUGGCCCAUCUUUUGCCAUCGACAGCGCCUGCUCCUCAUCUUUGGUGGCUCUUCAUGUAGCCUGCCAGGCUAUAAAACAAGGAGACUGUGAAAUGGCACUAUGUGGAGGAGUCAAUUGCAUAAUUGAGCCGAGAGUAUUUAUUGCUCUCAGCAAGGCAAAGAUGAUUUCACCUGAAGGAACGAGCAAACCCUUCUCGACCCAUGCAGAUGGCUAUGGCAGAGGAGAAGGCUGUGGUGUAGUACUUCUCAAACCUUUGAAACAUGCCAUAAAAGACUGCAACAAAAUAUGGGGUAUUAUCAGCAAAACGGCAGUCAAUCAAGAUGGGCGCUCCGUCACUCCAAUCACCAAACCAUCCAUGGUUCAACAAGAAGAGCUGCUGAGAAGAAUCUACUCCAAGUCUGACAUCGUCAAUGUCCAGUACAUAGAGGCACAUGGGACGGGAACCCUAGCUGGAGACCCAACAGAGGCUGGAAGCAUCUCGAAUGUCAUAGCUAAAUCCAUGCGUCCUGCUGCAGAGACAUUGCUGAUUGGUUCUCUGAAGGGCAACAUUGGACACACGGAAUCUGCGGCUGGAGUGGCUGGACUCAUUAAGGUACUCCUGAUGAUGAAGUAUGGCACUAUUGUUCCCUCAGUUUUCUACUCUGAAGAUAGUGCAAGUAUAGAUGCAAAAGCCCUGAAUCUGAGCAUUCCAACUAAAUCUGUGAGGUGGGAGACAAAUGGGUCACCGGGAAGGGUAGCUGGGGUCAACAGCUUUGGGUUUGGAGGUACAAAUGCACAUGUGAUUGUAAAACAGUAUAAAAAUACCACAAUUCCCGCCCAGACAUCAAAAAGCUGUCCAAAGGUCUUUGUCAUAUCUGCAGCAUCUGAGAAAUCAUUAAUCCUGUCCAUCACUGACACCUGUGAGAGGCUUUCCAGGAACCAAUCAGCUGACUUGCAGGCACUCUCAUACACAUCAGCAUGCAGAAGAAGUCAUUACAAACACAAAUAUAGGAAGGCCUUCUUAACAUCUUCUCUCUCAAAUUUAGAACAGCAGCUAACAUCUGCAGUGAAAACAAAGGUCAAGUCAGUAAGGUCUAACAUCCAGGUGGUCUUUGUGUUUUGUGGAAAUGGGGUUGCAUACAAGGGGAUGUGCAAGCAGCUAAUGAGUCACUUUCCUGUUUUCAGAGAUAAAGUUAGAGAAGUUGAGAAUCUGUUCCAGAGUCACAGCUCUAUCAGCAUGAGUAAAUGGCUUGAUGAGUAUGAUACCAGUGAUUUCGAUGAGCCAAAUGUUGUCCAGCCUCUUCUAUUUGCGAUUCAGAUCAGCAUUACCGCUCUCCUGAAGCACUGGGGUAUCAAACCUGAUGCCAUGCUUGGCCACUCGGUUGGAGAGGUUGCUGCCGCUCACUGCUCAGGCCUCUUGUCUCUGAAUGAUGCUGUCAAAGUGUUGUAUCACCGCAGUACUCUCCAGGGCAAAGUCAAAGGAGGGAAAAUGCUUGUGGUUGGCAAUGUGGAUGUAGAAAAAGUGUUAGAAAUUCUUCCUGUCUUUUCUGGGAAAAUUAGUGUAGCUGCUUUCAACAGCCCUCGAUCCUGCACUCUGUCAGGAGACGCUGAAGCUGUGGACAUCCUCCAUGAGAAGCUGAAGAGCCUGUUUAAAGGUGACAAUCUCUUCUUCCAUGUCUUAGAUGUUCCAGCAGCCUACCACAGCCAUAUGAUGGAUCCAGUACUAGAUGACAUUAAGAGAAGCAUAGAUGUUUUAGAAACCAACCCCAUGGAGUGCAAACUUUUUUCAACAGUGACUGGAGACAAGUGUUCAAAUGGCGAUUUCAGCUCUGGCACAUACUGGGUCAAGAACAUCAGAGAGCCUGUUUUAUUUGAACAAACACUACGUGCUGCCACCAAAGACAAACCAACCAGAGGAAAUGUGGUCUUUGUAGAGAUUGGACCUCGCAGGGCUCUCCAGAGAAACAUAUGUGAGACUCUGGGCAAUGGUACCUUAGUUCUUUCCACUGCAAACCCUGAGAAGGAUUAUGACACAAUCCUCUUCACAGUGGCAAAGCUGUUUGAACUUGGCAUUAAUGUUGACUGGCAGCAGCUUUACAGGGGUUGCGAGACAUUCCCCACAGCGAUUCCAGUCUAUCAGUUUGACAACACAAAGAAAGAAUUAAAUUUUGAAGCACUGCGAAAAGGUGACAAAUCAUCUUCCUUUACUCCCCAUACGCUCAUAUCCCAAAUAAAGAGGGAUAACAAAGAGUUUGUGAGUAACCUCUCUUCGGAGACUGUGCCAUAUCUUUGGGAACAUAAAAACAACAGCACUUCAAUUGUGCCUGGUGCAUUUUACGUUGAACUAGCUUUUGCCUCGGUGAUGGCAAGCCUGAAGCCAAGAAAAACGAUUUCCCAGCUCUGCCUCAGUGUUAGAUUUGAGACUGUGUUUGCACUCAGCUCACACUGUCAACAGCUGAAAGUGACAGUAGAACAUGGAGAGAAGGAGGGAUCAUUUAAAAUGCAGUCCUCUGUUGCAACACAUGCCUCUGGAGCAUACAGGUGUACAGAUAGCAAGCCGUUGUUAGAAGAAUCAAACGUUUGUCCUCGAAUGAUAUUCGAAAGGUGCCAGUUGGUUUGGACAAGAAAGGAGAUUUAUUCAGUUCUUUCUCAGGCAGGAUUUGAGUAUGGCCCUCUCUUCAAACAACUUGAUAAUCUGCAUUUUGGUGAUGAAUUCAAGGAAGCUGCGAUGGUAAUUCAAGUCCCUGGCAAACUUCUGAAUCAUCUUCAUGAUUAUUUUAUUCAUCCUGUGCUACUUGACUGUUUUCUGCAAAUGACUGCUGUGGUAGCAAUGGGGCAGCUAACAGUCAAGCAGGGAUUCCCUUCAGGGAUUACAAGUAUAGCCAUAUCAGGACCACUGCAGGAGGAAAUGGUCAUGUACUUGCGAGCAACUCAAGAGACUCCAGACUUUCUUGAAGUGUGUGGUUGCUUUUCCACAAGAGAGGGAAAUGUAUUAGUGGAACUUAAGGGGGUCAGGAUUUCAUUCUUGGGCCGCACCUCAAAUGUUUCCCAGUCGCUGUUCUUCCAAAAUGAAGCAACUGCAGUUAGUGCUGAAGGACACUUGCAAAAUGACAAAAUCAGAGCAGUUGUUUUUGAAGAUAACUUCUGCAUUGCCAAAAGACUCAGGCCAUAUUUGCACCCAGAGUCAAUCAUUGUGGAGAGCAAAGAGCAAUGGAAGGGAGACCAAGUUCGAAAUCUAUUGUUCCACUCUCUCACCAGCAGCGUGGCGCUGGAAAAAGUUCUCUUCCUCUGGGGUGCAGAUAACCUCACUCAUCUGUCACCUGAGAAGAUGCUGGAUUGCUUGGUGGCUUGCUGUGAGAUAUUUCGCCACAUUGUUCUGGCUGUGAAAGAGAUUAAACGCUCACGCUCUGUCCAUGUCAUUACUUACAGAUCAUCAGAAAUGACCGUGGACCAUGUUAGUCCUGGUUUUGUGCUUUCUGGUGUGGUCAGGGGUUGUGCAGCAGAGAUGGCAGAUCUUUAUUUUCAGCUGAUUGACCUUGCUUCUGUGACCAGUGAAAACUUUCAAACACUCGCUCAGGUAAUAAACACCUGCAAACACCAAGAGGUCAGGAUCAGUAAAGGGGAAGCAUCAGCAACAAGAAUAGCAAGAACCCCAUUUAGGGAUAAAGCUUUGUUUGAGGGUGAUGCACACUCAGUGAAUCCAAGAGACUUUGUUCUACAUUCUACUGAUCCAUACAGUAUGGCUCAUUUGUCUGCCACCCACCGUGACACUAAUGGAAAAUGUUUCCAAGAGAUCCAAGAGAAGUCAGUUGAAAUCCAGCUAACCAACAUUUGCAUGCAUUCAUCAAAUUACUUCCCUGUGACCACUUCUCAUCUGAUCUUUGGCAAGACAAUGUACUGGAGCAAGCAUCCAUCAAAGAAUCACAAACUUCUGGCUCUAGAUUUCAGCGGCAUCGUCACUGCUGUUGGGAAAGGUGUCACGAAUUUGAGACCUGGAGACCACAUUGCGUCAUGUUAUCCAGUUGUUGCCACUGCAAAGAUUGUAAUUCCUGAAGCAGUGUGCUACGGCACGAAGACGCUUCCGUUUCUAAAAGAGACUCCAUGUGUGUCGUACUUCAUAUUGGCGUGGGAGGUUCUGCAGAGAAUUCUGUCUGAAGUGAAAAAACGGCACAGAAAGCUGACUAUUGUCUCCUCAAACUCAGCCUCUGCUCUGACGAAGGUUCUGGCUCUCACAGCGUCCAGGUCCGGCUGGAAUGUUUCCUCUCAGCCACAUUUCAAAGGAGAAUCGCCACAUUUUGAUGAGUGUCAUGCAUUCGUUCUCCUGCCACCAUUUGUUGACUCUUGGCUGGGGGUGCAUGACAGUGGUGGCUUUGAGAAACACAUCAUUUUUGUGUUUAGCAGUCACAUGUCACCCUCAGUCUCUGCAAGAAUGUUUACAUUGAAGAGUGAACACAUUCAUGUGCAUAAACUCGAUGUAGCUUAUGUUCUCCAGAAAGCCAAUCUACAAGCACGAAACAGAGAUAUCUGCAACUGGUUAACAUCGUUAGGCUUUGAUACAGGAUCUCUACCUCUAAGAAGGGAGGUAUAUCUGUUAUCAGGCACAAAAAAGCCCCAGUCUACUACAAUUUCUGAGUCCUAUUUCACAACAAACACAGUGCAGCAAGUGGUUUUAACCCAUGGAGAAUCUCAUAGCCUUGGAUCUGAAAUCCCUUUGCUUGCAACACCUGGACAAAUCUUUAAACAAAGCUGUGUUUAUAUCGUAACUGGAGGGCUGUCUGGGUUGGGACUUGAGACAGUUAAGUUCCUUGCCUACAAUGGUGGAGGUUGUAUUGCAACACUGUCAAGAAGCAAACCUUCUGAUACAACGCAGCUCAACAUGGAUCUGCUCCAGAAAAGAUACGGGGUUGCUAUCAUAAACAUCCAAUGUGAUGUUUCUGUGAUGAUGCAGGUAGUCAAUGCAAUCUCAAAAAUUGGGGAAACAUUCCCUUCUUGCCCCAUCAAAGGAGUGUUUCACAGUGCUGCAGUGUUGCAUGAUGCACUCCUUGAAUCACUUGAUGAGUCUCUCUUCAGAAAGGUGCUGCAGCCCAAAGUCGGUGGUGCUUUGAAUCUUCACUAUGCAACACUUCACAACAAACUGGACUUCUUUGUGUGCUACUCUUCCAUCUCAUCAAUCAUCGGCAGUGCCUCACAAUGUAACUAUGCAGCAGCCAAUUCUUUCCUCGACAUGUUCUGCCAUUAUCGGAGAAACCUCGGGCUGGCUGCACAGUCCAUCAACUGGGGUCCUUUGAACCUUGGUCUGCUGCUGCACAAAGACCAUUUACAAAAGUUCCUGGAGGCAAAGGGGAUGAUGAUAAUGGAUGUUUGUGAGGUUCACGAGGCACUUAAACAGAGUCUUUUGAUGAACAGACCGCAACAAGUAAUAUGCAAAUUGAACUUUAAAAAUCUCAGUCUCCAUGUUCUUUCACAAAAUGCAUCUCUCAGAGAACGUCUGUCAGCUUGUGUGGAAAUGGAGCUCAAAGAUGAAAUACAUAACAAACCCAAAGUUCACUAUUUGACUUCCGCAAAUGAAUGUGUGAAGAAUAUUGUGAGUGAAAUAGCCAAUGUAAGUGCAGAUGAACUGGAUCAUGAGUCCAAUUUGUGUGCUUUGGGGAUUGACUCGAUGUUAGCAAUGACUUUGCAGAACAAGAUUUUUCAGGAGACAGGAGUAAAUGUUCCUUUGGUUAUAAUAUUGGACCCCAACAGUACACUUGCCACUUUGGUAACGCUUGUGUUGAACAGUGGAUAA
Molecule: messenger RNA, 6261 nt
Organism: Archocentrus centrarchus (flier cichlid)
Lineage: Eukaryota; Metazoa; Chordata; Actinopteri; Cichliformes; Cichlidae
Gene: pks1
Product: polyketide synthase 1
Exons: 6
Coding region: 1-6261 (2086 amino acids)
Biological process (GO): fatty acid biosynthetic process
Molecular function (GO): 3-oxoacyl-[acyl-carrier-protein] synthase activity
Source: RefSeq, a predicted model, not a curated record